AUGGCUCAGCUGCUGUCCUCCGUCUGCGCGGAGACCCCGUUCAAGUUCCAGGGCCAUUCUUCUUCUUCGUCGGCGUUGUUCUUCUCCUUCUGCCGAAGGAAUAGCUAUCACAGGCCUGAGUCCACGACCAGGCGUUGGGGAUCUCGGACGCAGCCGCGCCGGAGGAGUUUCGGUGUAAGCGCCUCCUCGCGGGACUCUCUCUCCAGAGAUGAUCUGGGAGACGACUACUACUCCGUGCUGGGGCUGGUGAGUAUCCUUGAUGAUGAGUGUUUGGAUUGUGUGUUCUUCCUCCGGUGCCGUCGCCGUUUUUCUGUAUGACUCUUCUGCUCAUCGCUUCUUGACCGUCGUUUUUUUUUUGUCGGUAAAGGUUGUUCCAAAUUCACAUUCCUCGCCCGUGAUUAAACGCAUACGUAGAUACAUCUCUUCUCGGUUAUUUUUUCUCCAUGUCUAACCGCACGGCGAACGAGUUUCGGAGCUUAGUUAUGCAUCUAACAAUCCACAUCUAUCAUCCUACCAGCUCCCGGAUGCGACGCCGACACAGAUAAAGAAGGCCUAUUAUAAUUGCAUGAAGUCUUGCCACCCGGACUUGAGCGGCAACGACCCAGAGACCAAUAACUUUUGCAUGUUCAUCAACGAGGUCUAUGCGGUGAGUCUAGAGUUUCUUGGGAUGCAACUAAUGUAAAAGAACCUUCUCUCGGAACCCCACAUUUUUGCUCUCCUCUCCCACGUGAGCUAACUGUGGACAGGGGAAAGCAGGUGUUGAGUGAUCCUGUACAGCGAAUGGUCUAUGAUGAUAUCCAUGGUUACUCAGCAACAGCCACCAACCCUUUCAUGAGUGAGACUACUACCAAGGAUCACGCAUUUGUCGACGAGUUUAGCUGCAUAGGUGCAUAUCUGACCCUUCCCCACCUCAAUUCUUCUGUGCGUACUCGUCACGUGGGUCUCUCAUUUCUUUCUGCUUUGUAGCCUUUCCUUGACAAGUAGAUUCUGUUCUCAUAAGAAUUUUGUACUCGAAGAUUUCACUUAGCCACAUUAUUCCACGUUUAAUAAGAGAGACGAUACAUUGGCAGUUUCGGUGAUACCAUAUACUUUUAUUCGGGCACUUAGUCUUGUUUCCUUUCUUAAGAUUAACGCCCAUUUGGCAGGAAACAUUCAUUUAAUUUAUUGAUAAGAGAAGUUGAGACAGCAUGAAAUUUUUGUUUGCAAAUGGCAUUUGGAAGGAAUGUUAGCAUUUAAGAUUCCAUCAGGACAUAUUCAAGAGUGUAUUGAUAUAACAGGUUGCAAGAAUUGUGCAAAUCUUGCCCCAGACGUAUUCAAGAUUGAAGAGGACUUUGGGAGAGCGAGAGUUUUCUGUCAGAAUGGAAAUGUCAAUCUAGUCCAACAAGCUAUUGAGAGCUGGUGAGUGUACGCUAAGUAAUUCGGAAUAUCUAAAUAUUUUCUAACUUUAAGGUAGAAAAACUUUCGAAGUAUUUUGGAAAAUGGCUUUUCAUUGGUAUUUUUUCCUCUGCUUGAAAAUAUUUGUCAGAUUCACUCAUUGUCUGGCUAAUUCUCUCUUUUCAAAUUUCAGUCCAGUUGACUGCAUUCACUGGACAUCUGCUGCACAACUCUCUCUCCUUGAAGACGAAAUGCGCAGAGUGGAAAGAGUAAAUGUAGGAUAUUUUACUUGACCACACGUUCUGUCCUUUACGUAAAGUGUUCUUUAAUUUAUUUGUCCAAUACUAGAUCUUCAUGCCUGUUUGCAUAAACUCUGGAUUGUGCUUAAAAUUUACUGAAUGUUUUUCUGGAGCGAUAAAACUGAGAGGAUUCGUGGCAUCUUUUCAGCAUUAGAUUAGCAUUUCUCUUGAAUGCUUUAAUACGUACACAAGUGAACAGUGUCUUACAUUCUCAAAACAUCCCUAGUAUCUUUGAAUCUUUGCUUGUUCUUACCAUCAUAAGUUAAUGUUUCAGAAAAUUUCCAAAAUCCAAAUGACGGCCUUUUUUCUUUAGCCGAAUGAAUUGGUCUUUUUUUCUUUGCACAACGGAAUUGAUACCAUUGCAAAGUAGGUUGGAAGAAAAUAAUCCGAUCAAGAAAAUGAACCAACAAGAAGCAUAUCCAUAAGACGGCCUGCCACCUGGGGCCUGGAGAGUAGGAAAGCUUCAUUCUGGAGAGAGAAAGGGAGAGAGAGAGAGAGAGAGAGGACUAUGAAUUAUUAUGACUUCACAUCUUCGUUUGAUGGUGAAAAAUGACAUCAUUUUUUUUAGCAUACCUCCUUGAUCCUCAGACUUUAUAUAGUUAGAACGCUAUAAAUACGCUUUAAGUUCCAAAUUAGACUGUUAAAUUCGAUAAAAAUGCAUCCCACUCCCACUAAUGAGAGACAAUACUCACUGACCUUUUGUAUCAUGAGUUUGCCUCCUUCCCCGGAUUGCCGGCCCUUUAAGGGGAAUUAAAAUUUAAAUCCCAGGUAGAUUGUUUGACAGUAGUUCUGCUAAAAUUUACUGUGUCCUUAAAUUAAGAAAUAAAACCUACCGUUCUAUGUUUAUCAGAUGGCUCAAUUGCAACUGUACAUAAUCUUCAUAACCAUGUAUCAAAUAUCACUUUGUCUCAGAUAUCAUGGCUGUAUUCUUUAAUGCCACGUAUGCCACUUUGGCUCCGAUAAUCAUCUUUCACACAUCUGUUUUAAUAAACUAAAUACAAUAUUUUGGUUCGUUCUGUGGUUAACGAAUACCUUCAUUGUAAUUCUAUGUGCUCUUCAUAAUCAAUCGUCGUGCAUGCAACUUUGGUUUCUUUAUUACCUGGGUUCUCUUUUUCCAGACACCAUGACACGACGAACAUGGUGCUAGAGGUAGUUUUUUUUCUUUUCUAGAGGAAUAAAGAAAGAGAGUAUCACCUCCAAUGGAAAAAUUACCUGGUGGACGUUGGACAUAAAUCUUGUUUUAAUAAUUCUUCAUACAAUGGUAGGAGGUGUGCUCAUUAUUGUCUAGUUGGAGAGGUUCUUUAUGUGAUCACAUUUUAGAAAGAGUUUACUUUUUUCGUACAUGUAGCAUCCUCCACAAUGAAAAUCCAUUUGCAUUCUAACAGGUUGGUCUGAUGCUUGCGGGUAUGGGAGCGUCAUAUGAUGUCUUUAGAAUGGUAAGGAACCUUCGCUCUCUCAAACUCAUUCACUCUGUUUUCGUCACAUUCAUGUGGUAGACUGUCUAGAUUUCAAUUAGGACGCUGUCUGCAGUAAAAAGGAUUGAAGUAGUCUAAUGAAACUGAAAACCAAGCCAUGCAAUAAAAAUGCGUUUUGAAAUCCGAUUCUAACAUAAUGCUGAUGAUAAAGUUCGACCCCAUGAACUGGAAAAAUUUGGUAAACUCAAAAUACAAGAACUUGUAUUUUAUUAAAAGGUUAAAAAUACGUUGUAUCAGAAUCUGAUUAAGAAAAUUAGAAAAGCGUAAAUUCUAUGUAAUGAUUUGUCAUAAUUAGUGUUGUUUCUAGUGGAUUCUGACUACAAAAAUGAAGAAAUGUAUUAAAAAAUAUACGUGCAUGUUUCGGUCACUCAUAAUUUCAGUAAUUUCAAUGUUGUCCCCUAUGCCAGUUCAAUAAUUUCUCAAAAUGAUCCUUUAAUUUUCAUGAACCCUGAGUGAUACAGAUUUGUUUUUUGAAUGAUAAUUUAUUUUUCCUUCAAUAUCUCUAGUAAAUGUUGAUGACUUAUGCAAUAUUUCUUGGGCAACAAGAUCGCAUACUCAGCCUGAUUUUUGUGGUUCCUUUUUUUUAUGGAGUACAUUAUUUUCUUGUAUCUUUCUUUCAUUAACUUGGAAUAUUUAUUUUCAUCGGCACAUUUUUCACAUUAAUUUACUGACGCUAGGCGAGCAUCCGAUGGGAGAAACGUCAAACAAAAAUGCUGGUACGGACGAUCUCCUCUUCAUUGAACAAUCAAAUUUCAGUGUUCCUAGUUUUGAAUAUGUGCAUGAGCAAGUUCUUCAUCCUUUUGGGAGAUUCUGUAGGACAAGUCAUGUAAAUACUGUAAAUUUCUCGUCAUCUUCACUGAAGCUGAAACUUUCCUGCCUCUUGAAUUUUGCACUUAAAAAGACACCAGGAAGCAGAGGCGAGUCAUUACUGAGCAUUUCAGCCCUUUCGAGAACCAAUCAGACUUAUCUUUCCCACGUUAAUACCUUGAUCCGUGUUGAAUAAUUCCCACGUGGGUUUUGAUCCGACGUGAUUCAUGUCUGGAAAAAAAAAAAAUAUAACGAAUCAAUCAAUCUAGCUUUCUAAAGUUGGUAUCUUCCACAUGAACUCAAUUAUUGGUAUUAGGAAACAUAUGACCGUAUGUUCUCCCCUCAUUUUAUCAUAAUAAUAUUCUAUUUUUGCAUCGUUUUUUUUCGUUUUUCGAUUUAAGGAAAGUUCAAAUAUCAAGUAGAUAAGAUGCAGUCUGACAUUAUUUUCCAAAAUAGAAUAAUCUCAUUCAAUUGUCCCAUAAGGUCGCCAGCUGCAUCUCUUACCCGUGCCUAAAGCUGAUUAAUUGAUCCUUUUGGUCACCACCCGCCAUGGGUACCUACUCGGUUCUACUUCAGUUUCCGAGCUUAGAAAUGGGGGAUGACCUUUGUUCUCAGAUAUAUUUAUAGAUGUCGAAACAAAAAUAAAUAGAUUGACGAUGAUAUUCCCUUGUUGUUCGCUUGAUUCAGAUUAAUAUUUGCAUGAUUACGAGGGAUCACCUUCGUGCAGGAAAAAGUAAGGGCAAAGAUGUCAAAGAAAAAUGGGUCUGAUAAGAAGGACUCGUACUGGAACAACGUGUGGGGGAGUCGAAAGGAAUACCAGAACACAGGUAUUGCCCAUGAAGAUUGGAAUUUAAGUAAUACUAUCAUAUAAAUCCUGUUUUUGAUUUAUUUUCUUGAAAAUUUUGUAUUUUAUUAUUAUUAUUCGUUUUUGUUCUCUAUGCAACAAAAUUCGUCUGGCUCAAUGAUUUACUGUUACAUCAAGGGCCAAUGGAUAAUCUUGCUCGUUGAUUAUAGAAGCCUACUCUCUCUCUCUCUCUCUCUCUCUCUCUCUCUCUCUCUCUCUCUCUCUCUCUCUCUCUCUCUCUCUCUCUCUCUCUCUCUCUCUCUCUCUAUCUCACACACACACACACACACACUCUCAGAGUCAGAUGGGUUGUCUUACUCGUUGACAGAUGAAGAAAUAAAAGAGAGGGCGAAAAAAGCGGCAGCGGCAGCUCGGAGGUGGAGGGAGUACUCGAGAAGGGGUGCGGACAGGCCUCCCACCUACAAGCUGCCGGAAGCAGUCCCCAACAGCGAGAAGUGA
Spirodela intermedia is the source of this 5258-nucleotide messenger RNA. Lineage: Eukaryota; Viridiplantae; Streptophyta; Magnoliopsida; Alismatales; Araceae. The record is from the annotation of a GenBank genome assembly.